CCUCAAGUUCUCAGAAUCAUCUUCCAAGCCAGCUUGCUUCGCACUCUUCGGAAAUCCAAUAAGACCUUAUAGUCUAUCUUCUCAGCUUUGAAAUCAAAAUGGCCACUACUACCGACAUAUCCAAACCAUUCUUUGCCCUAGCUGGCCUCGCUAACGACGGCUGGUCUAAGGAAGACGAAGCAACGGCAACAUGCUUCUGUGGUGCAGUACAGCUUGCAUUUCCAACUCAGGGUCCAGGUUACAUCGGUACAUUUGUAUGUAAUUGCAGUGACUGUCAUAAAAUCACGGCAUCUAUGUUCGCCACCAACUUCACCGUUCUGGACACACACUUAAAACAUCUCCGUGGGCGUGAUAACCUUACGAAAUUUGGCCCCCAAGCUCAAACUGUCGCUUCAGGCAAAGGCAUGGCCAACUACUUCUGCUCUACGUGCGGUACGCUUAUGUACCGCGUCGGAGAAGCCUUCCCAGGCAUGAGCAUCUUGCGCCUGGGCACCAUCGACGAUUUUCACUUACACGAGACUAAGAUGCGACCCACGGUAGAAUAUUUUGUUGAGAGCCGCGUGGGAUGGCUUAAGGGUGUUGAAGGAAUCAAGCAGGUUGAGGGGUUUCCAUCCCUCUAAAAUAGAGCGUAUCGUGCCCUAGGAUAUCAUCUUGCAGAAGAGCCAUCUCAGAAAAGGAGCUGAUGG
Daldinia vernicosa is the source of this 686-nucleotide messenger RNA. RefSeq names its product Mss4-like protein. The transcript has 2 exons. Lineage: Eukaryota; Fungi; Ascomycota; Sordariomycetes; Xylariales; Hypoxylaceae. The record is from RefSeq and is a predicted model, not a curated record. Gene Ontology annotation, molecular function: carbon-sulfur lyase activity. The coding region runs from base 99 to 620 and encodes 173 amino acids.